Messenger RNA from Nymphaea colorata (pocket water lily), 1455 nucleotides. Its product is annotated as eukaryotic translation initiation factor 3 subunit H-like. The transcript has 13 exons. The record is from RefSeq and is a predicted model, not a curated record. Bases 148 to 1161 code for a protein of 337 amino acids. Gene Ontology annotation, cellular component: eukaryotic translation initiation factor 3 complex; cytoplasm; cytosol. Gene Ontology annotation, molecular function: translation initiation factor activity; metallopeptidase activity; protein binding. NCBI's taxonomy places the organism in Eukaryota, Viridiplantae, Streptophyta, Magnoliopsida, Nymphaeales, Nymphaeaceae.
CUUGCCGGCACCAAUGACCAAACCUCUCUCUCUCUCUCCCUGCUCUCCGCUCUCUCCCUCUCUCUCGCGGCGAGACUCGGUGCUGCAUCCGUCGGAAGCAAGCCCCACCUCCUACGGUUGUAGAGCUCUUUCUCGCUCUAGGAGAACAUGGCAAAUCCUACAAUGCGGUCCUUCCUCCAAGUAGCGUCCUCGGAGGAGGUUUCCUCGCCUUUGAGAGUUGUCCAGAUCGAAGGCUUGGCUAUCUUGAAGAUAAUUAAGCACUGUAAAGAGUUUAUGCCUGCUCUGGUUACUGGGCAACUUUUGGGGUUGGAUGUUGGUAGCGUUCUGGAAGUUACGAACUGCUUCCCAUUCCCGAUCCGGGAAGAUGAUGAGGAAAUUGAAGCAGAUGGGGCUAGCUAUCAGCUUGAGAUGAUGAGGUGCUUGAGAGAUGUUAAUGUUGAUAACAACACCGUUGGAUGGUAUCAGUCGACCUAUAUGGGUUCUUACCAGACUGUAGAAUUGAUUGAAACUUUCAUGAAUUACCAGGAGAACAUCAGACGAUGUGUCUGCAUCAUUUAUGACCCUUCAAGAUCUAGUCAAGGUGUGCUCGCACUUAAGGCCUUGAAGCUCACAGAUUCAUUUAUGGAUCUACACCGCAGCAACAAUUUUACUGGCGAGAAGCUGAGGGAGAAAAAAUUGGCGUGGGUGGAUGUCUUUGAAGAAAUACCUAUCAAGGUUUCAAAUUCUGCUCUAAUAAGCGCUUUCAUGUCAGAUCUGGAACCUGAUACUCCUGUCACUCAGUGUGAUUAUGAUCGUCUUUCCUUAUCCACAAACCCAUUCAUGGAGCGGAACUUAGAAUUUUUAAUUGAAUGCAUGGAUGAUCUAUCCAUGGAACAACAGAAAUUUCAAUUUUAUUAUCGUAAUCUUUCACGGCAGCAAUCCCAGCAGCAGGCAUGGCUACAGAAAAGAAGGGCUGAGAACAUGGCUCGCAAGGCUGCUGGAGAGGAGCCAUUGCCAGAGGAAGAUCCUUCAAAUCCAAUCUUUAAGCCUCUUCCUGAACCUUCACGUCUUGAUAGCUUUCUCAUAACAAAUCAAAUUUCUAAUUACUGCAAUCAAAUAAAUGGGGUUGCAGGACAAAGUUUCAACAAAUUCUCUUUGAUGGAGGCAUUGCACCGGAAGUGACCAUAGUUUGAGGUGUAACCGGCGCUAAUCUCUGGUGGGCUAAGAUGAGCUUUUCCACUCGUAGAACCUUUUUUGUGGGGGACUGCUCUUAGCAGUGCCCAAUUUUGACUGGGAUCAGGACAGUUUGCAUUGCCAGCCGCUUUAUAUGCUUCUUUUUUUUUUUUCUCUAAAUUCUGGAACCUUUGGCAUUUGUGCCUAAAGUUUUGUUGUUAAUGAGGUUAUGACUGUAAGGUUCUUGGGCAAAUAUAUUGUGGGACAUACUUUCGUUAUUUAAUCUAUAAAUUAUAUUUCCUA